This is a messenger RNA of Meloidogyne enterolobii, 207 nucleotides long. NCBI's taxonomy places the organism in Eukaryota, Metazoa, Nematoda, Chromadorea, Rhabditida, Meloidogynidae. The record is from the annotation of a GenBank genome assembly.
AUGGCAGUUGGAGUUUUUGCUGUUGGUGGUAUGAUUGGAGGAAAUUUGGUUGGAAUUGUUGCUACAAAACUUGGACGUAAACGUGCACUUUUGUACAACAACGCUUUAGCUAUAAUCGCUGGGGCUUUAAUGGCGGGAGCUAAAUUUUGUGGGAAAUUAUUGGCUUUUUAUUUUUGGCCGUCUUAUCGUUGGAAUAAAUGCUGGUGA